Messenger RNA from Chionomys nivalis (European snow vole), 1685 nucleotides. It is a transcript of the gene Klf14, whose product is annotated as KLF transcription factor 14. Gene Ontology annotation, molecular function: DNA-binding transcription factor activity, RNA polymerase II-specific; RNA polymerase II cis-regulatory region sequence-specific DNA binding. Lineage: Eukaryota; Metazoa; Chordata; Mammalia; Rodentia; Cricetidae. The record is from RefSeq and is a predicted model, not a curated record. The transcript has a single exon. The coding region runs from base 305 to 1270 and encodes 321 amino acids. Gene Ontology annotation, biological process: regulation of transcription by RNA polymerase II.
AGAGAAAGCGCAGACAAGAUAAUUUCUCAGGCUGCUGGGAAUGCCUUAGCCCGCGCGGCAGCGCGAUCCAGGGGUGUCCUCGGGCCGGGGCGGGUCCCCACCACCCCCGCAGGCUCCAGAGAGUCAGGGGCGCGUCAAGCGGGGCGGGUUCAGCGCCGGCAGCGGCGGUUGCGGGACAGCAAGCGGUGCGCACCGGUCUCCGGCUUGUCCGGCUCCGAGCGGCGGGACGGACGCUCCGGGAGACUCUCCAGCCCCCGGCGGGCCGAGCUCGGACGGCGCUCGCCCGCAACCGGGCGCCGCCAGCAUGUCGGCCGCCGUGGCUUGCCUGGACUACUUCGCAGCCGAAUGCCUGGUGUCUAUGUCCACCGGACCCGUGCUGCACCAGCGCGCAGCGAACCCCGAGGGAGCGGGAGCCGCAGCUGUCUCCGAGGUGGGUGCGGUGCCACGGGAGUCGGCGGGGACGGGUUCCGGGACACGGGGGGUGCUGUGGAUCCCCCCGGUCCUCCAGAUCCCCUCCCCUAACCCUGGCGAGGGCGAUGGAGCCCCCCACCUGCUGGCUGCGAGCGCUUUGGCGGAUCUAAGCUGCAGUGCUGUGGAAGGCUCCCGGGAGACCUCGGGAGAAGUCCCGUGUGUCUCAACUAGCUGCUGCGAGCCGACCUGGUGCUCCAGCCCCACUGGGUGCUCCGAGCCGGUCCAGGCCUUCUUGGAGGAGGAGUUCUCCGGAGCGGAGAGCUCCUGCGGUGAACCUGCCAUCCUGAGUGCACCUGAUGCCCAAGAAGACCCCGAUGACAGCGGAGAGGGGCCCGAGGGGCCCCCAGGGGCCCGCCCCUCGCCAGCAAUGGGCCCGACGUUCCGGAGAAGGCCGAUUACACCUGCAUCCAAGCGACACCAGUGCGCCUUCCCGGGUUGCAACAAAGCCUAUUACAAGUCUUCGCACCUCAAGUCACACCAACGCACCCACACGGGGGAACGCCCCUUCUCCUGCGACUGGCUCGACUGCGACAAGAAGUUUACGCGUUCUGACGAGCUGGCCCGCCACUACAGGACGCACACGGGUGAAAAGCGCUUCUCCUGUCCGCUGUGCCCCAAGCAGUUCUCCCGAAGCGACCACUUGACCAAGCAUGCCCGUCGCCAUCCGACUUACCAUCCCGACAUGAUCGAGUACCGGGGGCGCCGCCGCACCCCCCGCCCCGCACCCCCAGCCAUGGCGGAAAGCUCUGGUUCCGACUCCAGCUCUGGCUCUGGCCAGGAGACCAGCUUCACUGCUUGACUGUAGGACUGUCCUUGCAGUCUGUCUUUCCCUCGAGCACAGCCCCCUCCCCCACACUCCCGCCCAGGCCAUGUCCUUUUCUCUCUGUCGAUUCCUAUGUUCCAGGGUCCUUAGACAAAGGCACAGACUGGUUGUUCCGCUCUGAGGAUGGGUUCCAGACAAGCCUGUGGGACUCUGGAGAGGGACUGGGAGCCAGAAGAUAGUCGGAAGUCUUGCAACGCGAUUACCAUCCGAAAGGAACGCAAUUACCAUCUGAAAGGAACUGUUGCUUCAAAGCAGCCAGUUAGGAACCAAAGAGAAGGGAUGAACUUCCGGUACUCUUCAACGUACUGAAGAUUCUUCCUUCCACGGAACCAGAGAUGUAAAACUGAAUUCUCUGAUGCUUGAGGAACUCCCAGUCCAAAAAGACUCUGAU